UUAACUUUACAACUUUUUCAUUCCCUCUGAAAUCAAACCCAAACCAAAAAGCCCAAACCACGCACGAGUCUCCAUUGCCUCUCUCUCUAUCGGUUUCAUCCAAUAGUCACGUGCGGCAAUCGGAGAUUCACGCGCCACCAUGUCUUCUCCACCGACACUUCCCGUUUCCACUUCCCAAUCCAACACAAACACCACCGGAGGAGUUUCCUCCCAAUCUCAACCUCCCAUCGCAACGCCAGCCUUCCGUAACUUCAUCUCCCGCAUCUCCUCCUCCCUCCGUCAAGCCUUCGCACACCGCCGCCCGUGGUACGAACUCGUCGACCGUUCCUCAAUUUCACGACCGGAAACUCUCGCCGAAGCGUACUCACGGAUCCGCAAGAAUUUCACAUACUUCCGUGUCAAUUACCUAACCCUAAUCGUUUUCGCUCUUGCGGUUUCUCUCAUCACGCAUCCGUUUUCGUUGCUUGUUCUUCUCGGACUCAUCGCGUCAUGGUCGUUUCUCUACUUAUUCCGUCCUUCCGAUCAACCACUCGUUCUCUUCGGACGCACAUUCGCCGAUCGUGAAACUCUAGGGAUCCUCGUUGUUCUCACUGUGUUCGUAGUUUUUCUCACAACCGUUGGAUCGUUGUUGAUCUCUGCUCUUUUGGUUGGAUUAGGGAUCGUGUGCGCGCACGGUGCGUUUCGUGUUCCCGAAGAUCUGUUUCUCGAUGAUCAAGAGGUGACUAGUUCGGGAUUCCUGUCGUUCCUCGGAGGCGCUGCUUCCGCCGCUGCUCCGGUUGUCGGACGCGUGUAAACGGUUAGAUCUGUGAUUCGGUGGAGUGUUCUAAUAUGAGGAUUUGAGAUUCAGAGAAUUGAGGCUGGUUUUUCGAUGAGAAUCAGAGAAUGAGACUCCUGUUUAAUGUGCCUCUUUUUGUUCUGAAUUUGUUAUAUACUCCCUCUGGAAUGAAAAGUAAGCGAAAAUAUAUUUGAAAAAUAGAUGUAUUUGAUAUCAAAAAUAGAUACAACUUUUCAAUACUUUUAUGCUUAUAUUUCAUUCUAAAUGGAGUAUUGUGAUUUAAUUCUAAUUGGCAUGUUUAGCAUUUUCAAGUUUCUGGAAACCUUCAUAGGGGUGGAUUGUAAUAUGGGUAAAUUGGGUUUAGAAAAAGAUGGUUUUGUGCUGUAAGAAGAAAUUCUGAAAUCUUACUUGACUAUAACUUGUAACUAUAUUAAAGCCUUAAUGCAAACAAGGAAUUAAAGUGGCUUCGUGUGGAAUUUGACUUCUCAA
Messenger RNA from Cicer arietinum (chickpea), 1264 nucleotides. Its product is annotated as PRA1 family protein B3. Gene Ontology annotation, biological process: vesicle-mediated transport. Lineage: Eukaryota; Viridiplantae; Streptophyta; Magnoliopsida; Fabales; Fabaceae. The record is from RefSeq and is a predicted model, not a curated record. Gene Ontology annotation, cellular component: endoplasmic reticulum; Golgi apparatus.